AUGGGAGUCUCGGAGAACACAACCGGGCUGAUAUUGGCAGUGGCGUCCAGCGCGUUUAUUGGUUCGAGCUUCAUCCUGAAAAAGAAAGGACUCAAGCGAGCUGGUGCUUCCGGCAUCCGUGCAGGAGUUGGAGGUUAUACUUAUUUACUAGAGCCACUAUGGUGGGUUGGCAUGGUUACCAUGAUUCUUGGCGAGGUUGCAAAUUUUGUGGCUUAUGUUUAUGCUCCUGCCGUUCUAGUGACCCCCCUUGGGGCACUAAGUAUAAUUAUCAGUGCAAUUUUAGCACAUUUUAUGCUGAAUGAAAGACUGCCAAGAAUGGGUGUUCUUGGCUGCGUUUCAUGCAUUGUUGGAUCAGUAAUUAUUGUUCUCCACGCACCUCAAGAGCAACCUCUAAACUCUGUAGAAGAAGUAUGGAAUUUGGCAACUCAGCCAGCUUUUCUGAUAUAUAUAGCCGCGACGGUCUCAACAGUGUUAGCUUUGGUUAUACACUUCGAACCACGAUUUGGUCAAACAAACAUGUUGGUCUACUUAGGAAUAUGCUCCUUGAUGGGUUCAAUCACGGUUGUGAGCAUCAAGGCAAUUGGAAUAGCUAUAAAGCUUACACUAGAUGGGAUAAAUCAGAUUACUUGUCCUCAGACUUGGUUGUUCAUCACAGUAGCAGCAAUAUGUGUCAUUACACAGUUAAAUUAUUUGAACAAGGCAUUAGAUACGUAUAAUGCAGCAGUUGUUUCUCCAGUAUACUAUGUCAUGUUCACAACUCUGACAAUUGUUGCUAGCGCUAUAAUGUUCAAGGAUUGGGAAGGUCAAGAUGCCAGCAGCAUAGCAUCUGAGAUAUGUGGGUUUAUCACUGUGCUAACCGGUACUAUUAUACUUCACUCGACAAGAGAUCAAGAACCUCCUCCUUCCAGUGGGACUGUAACAUGGUAUGUUAGAGGGGAUUCUUUCAAGAACCUGAAUGGGGAACAUUUACUCCACAUUCACGAAUCUGAAGAACGAUAA
Linum trigynum is the source of this 999-nucleotide messenger RNA. The record is from the annotation of a GenBank genome assembly. NCBI's taxonomy places the organism in Eukaryota, Viridiplantae, Streptophyta, Magnoliopsida, Malpighiales, Linaceae.